AUAACAUUACUCUUCUUAUGUAAAAUCAUUAAUUAUCAUUGAUGUUUUAAAAUGAUGUCACGAACAAAAUAAGCUCGAAAAUGACUAUGAAGAGAAUAAAAGAGAAAUUAUUCGAAUGGGCUUGUAGAGAACAUGCAAUGAAUAAUUCUUUCGACAAGCUUCUACUACGAGAAAAGGCUCUCGAACUGACAAAAAAAUAUGGUGUCAAUGGUUUCAGAUGUUCGGAUAAAUGGUUGAACAAUUUUUUAAACGAUCAUGGUUUUUCUAUCGAUUUGACGAAUAUAAUAUUUGCCGAUUAUCGCAAAUGGAUCGAUCUGAUGAGAUCGACGAUAAUCAAGUACAGACAUAAAGAUUUUUUUCAUGCGGAUGAAUUGACCAUGUAUUCAGAUGUAUUUCCUUCAGAGAUUUCGUGUAAUGACGUUAAAAAUCCAAACUCAAACAAUGCAUCGAGAAAUAAAAUUAUCAUUUUGAUGAGUUGUAACUCAACGGGGACGACGAAAUUGCCACUCUUGAUCUGUGGACCAUAUCCAUCCAAAAUAACAAUGAAAGAGCACAUUUACUGUCACAACAAAAAUUCUCAUAUUGGAAAUGAAUUGUUCAGAAAUUGGUUGUCAAAUGUAAACGAUCAUAUGAUAAAGUGUAAUCGAAAGAUUUUGCUAUUUCUACAACGAAACAGGAUGCGCGCACUCAAGGAUUUCGUGGCGAGCAAUGUACAACUCGUUUACUUUCCUGAAGAUUUCCCGUCAUUUUUACGACCAUUGCGGAGAGACGUUUUUCAUUACAUCAAGAUGGUUUUCAGACGAAGAUAUGCAGAACGAUUGAAGGAUACUAUGGAAUGGAAUCUUCAUGAUAUUUUAACAUCUUUAAUCGAAGCAUGGGAGACGAUACCACGAGAGCUUAUCAUUUUUAGCUUUCAAAGAACACGUUUUAGAACCGAUGAUUGCUUUCUACAAAUUAAUUGUGAUUGCUGGGAUAACUUGAAAAUGGGCAUAUCAUUUAAAAAAUUUGUGAUGUUCGAUGAUAAUCUUUUGGAUGAAGAAAUAUCACAUGAAAAAAAUAAUUACAAUCUUCGUAAUCGUAAAAACAUAAUAGAAAUUAAGAAAAAUAACUCAAAUUCUAAUUUAAAGAUUACAAAAAAUAAUGAAAAUAUGAUUCAAAAACUAUCAAAUAAAAUCAUUAAAAAAUAUCGAUCAUCAAUGCCUUCGGAGGUAAAAAAUUAUACGGAUCAAAAAUUAAACUGUCCUAUAAUAACGAAUCAUGAAAAAAAAUGGAAUGAUCAUAUAAAAAAUAAAAAAUUGAAAAAAAAUCUAAUUGAUAUGAAUAUUAAACAGAAAAAAUCUCGAAAAAGAACUUACAAUGAAGCUCAAUUUGUUAAAAAGGAACAGAAUAGAAAUCAAUAUGUGAUCCGGCAGGAAAAUAUUAAAAACUUUGUACCGAAAGAUUCCAACAUUGCUUCUUCAAUGUUGAAAAGAAAGAAAUUCCAAAAGGAAAUACCUCAAAAACAAGACCCAGAAGUGAAUGAAAUCCAAGAAUCUCAUCAAAAAGACAAAGCUUUGACUUUAUUGUCAACUACAAAAGUUAAUUAUUUAAACGAUCUAAUUGAUAGUAAUAAUAAUAUUGAUGAGGAAACCAUAAAGAACAAUAACAAUUCAUCACAAUUUCAAUUUUUGAAUAAUAAACAAGUUAAUACAGAUUCGGAGUGUGCGAAUAAAAUAAUUACAAAUUUUUCCACCAAUUUUUUAAACAAUUUUAAUCAACCAUCAACAUCAACGAAUAAUUUAAACGUUUUAUCUCAAGAAAUCGCUGAACAAAUUGCUUCUAAUAAAAUAUUAAAAAAACAAGUUUUCGAAAUAUCAUUUGUUAAUGCAUCUGAAUCACAGAAAGGAAAUCAUGAUAAAAGCCAAAAUUUAAAUUUACCCAUAAAUAAAAAUGCUUUGAAAAUUAUGAAUUUCUCUAAAAAGAAACAAAAUUCUUUGAAUCUAAAUAAUCCUGUAGAUAAUUCUGAAAUAGAUGAACCAAGAACAAAGAAAUCGAGAACAGAUCAUAAUUGGUACAAACAAUUCGAAACCACUUUUGUUUUUGGUUCCCCAGAUGUAAAUUAUCCUUCAGACAUUCAGCAAGAUAAAAAAGAUAUUGAAUCGUGUAUUUUUAGUAUAAAACCGUCUGUUUAUCCGAAAAAUUAAAAUUAUUAUUAUGAUCUUUUAAAUCAUAAAUUUUGUAAAUUUCAUUUCAUUAUUUUUUACUGAUUUAAAGUAAAAAAAUAAAAUAUUUAAAAAAGCAAUA
Molecule: messenger RNA, 2283 nt
Organism: Apis laboriosa (Himalayan honeybee)
Lineage: Eukaryota; Metazoa; Arthropoda; Insecta; Hymenoptera; Apidae
Product: protein PDC2-like
Exons: 3
Coding region: 81-2183 (700 amino acids)
Molecular function (GO): nucleic acid binding
Source: RefSeq, a predicted model, not a curated record